Molecule: messenger RNA, 2412 nt
Organism: Durio zibethinus
Lineage: Eukaryota; Viridiplantae; Streptophyta; Magnoliopsida; Malvales; Malvaceae
Product: aluminum-activated malate transporter 4-like
Biological process (GO): malate transport
Source: RefSeq, a predicted model, not a curated record
GGAGUAUUUAUGAACCUGCUGCCAGUUGGAUGGUCGUUUACGCCACCCUUUCCUCUUCAAUCAAAACUACCAAGUGCCAACUACUUUUCAAGCAUCCUCUCAUAAACAAACCGACAUCGUUUUAUUACCCUUCCCACCACUGUCCUGUCUCUUUUCAGUUUAGAUGUAUAUACUCGUAUGUUCUUCGAAAGUUUAGUUCUAUCAAUAACUUCAUCUGAUCUGUUACUCACCCUUUAUCAGAAAUGGCAGGGAGGUCAUUUUUGCGGGGUUCUAGAGAUGAGAGUAAAGAAAGGCUGCUUUCAAGGAAAGGGUAUUCGGAAUUUGGUUUAAACAGCUCAGGUGGCAGUGAGGAUGGAGUUAAAUGCGGGUGUUUUCGAUCAUGUUCUGAUUCAAUUAAUAAAUUUUGGAAUGGUUUGCAAGAAACGUCUGUUAAGUUAUAUGAAAUGGGUCGAUCAGAUCCUCGGAAGGUAUUUUUUGCUGCAAAAAUGGGGCUUUCACUAACAAUUGUAUCACUGCUUAUAUUUUUCAAAGAGCCUCUAAGGGAUGCUAGUCAAUACUCGAUCUGGGCAAUUCUUACUGUUGUCGUGGUUUUCGAAUACAGCGUAGGUGCUACACUUAACAAAGGAUUCAAUCGAGCUAUAGGGACUUUCUCUGCUGGAGCCCUUGCUUUAGGCAUUGCGGAAGUAUCAAUAUUGUCCGGAAAGUUUGAAGAAGUUAUUAUUUUGAUAAGCAUUUUCAUAGCAGGAUUUUGUGCAAGUUAUACCAAAUUGUACCCUUCCAUGAAGACAUAUGAAUAUGGUUUUAGGGUAUUCUUGUUGACAUAUUGUAUCGUACUGGUGUCUGGAAACAACUCCAGAACAUUUUUCAACACUGCUUUUUAUCGAUUGUUGCUCAUUGCGGUUGGUGCUGGCAUUUGUUUGGUUGUAAAUAUAUGCAUAUACCCUAUAUGGUCGGGUGAGGAUUUACACAAAUUGGUGGUUAAAAAUUUCAAGAGUGUUGCUUCUUCCUUGGAAGGCUGUGUUAAUGGAUACGUGCAAUGUGUUGAAUAUGAGAGGAUCCCUUCCAAAAUUCUUACAUACCAAGCAUACGAUGAUCCAUUGUAUAGUGGCUACAGAUCAGUUGUGCAGUCUUCAAGCCAAGAGGAAUCUCUGCUAGAUUUUGCCUUAUGGGAGCCUCCACAUGGUCCUUAUAGAACAUUCAACUACCCUUGGAGAAACUAUGUCAAAGUAAGUGGUGCACUGAGACAUUGUGCAUUCAUGGUCAUGGCAAUGCAUGGGUGUAUACUUUCUGAAAUUCAGGCCCCACCAGAGAAGAGACAAGCGUUUGCUAGUGAGCUUCAGAGGGUUGGUAAUGCAGGAGCUAAAGUGCUGCGUGAGCUUGGAGACAGAAUUGAAAAGAUGGAAAAGUUAAGCUCUGGAGACAUACUGAGGGAAAUACAUGAGGCAGGAGAGGAUUUGCAAUUGAAAAUAGACGAAAAAUCAUUCCUUCUAGUCAAUUCAGAAAGCUGGGCAGCUGCGCCGCAGGUCAAGGAAUAUGAAGAACCUGUGAGCAUAAUUGAUGUUAAAGAUGAUGAGAAUAAAGUGAUCAAAUCCCUCAGUGAUAUGUGGGAUGUUCAGAACCCAAACAUGGCCGGAAUGGACUCUCGCAUGCCAGAUUUAAUUACCUCAGAGAGUAUGCUCCAGAAACCAUCAUGGCCACGUCUCUCAUUUACUGCAGAUGCAUUGCUGAACCAACAGGAAUCCAAAAUAUAUGAAAGUGCUAGCUCUUUAUCUUUAGCAACAUUCGCAUCACUCUUGAUUGAGUUUGUUGCGAGGCUCCAAAAUCUUGUGGACUCAUUUCAAGAGCUUAGUGAGAUAGCAAAUUUUAAGGUACCCGUUGAGCAACCAAUUGGAAAAGAGGUGACAGGAUUUUGGAACAGACUAAGAAGUUGGUUUCACUCGAACUGAAUUCUAGAAAAAUUGUUGAAUGAUCAUAUUUUGGACUUCCAACUAUUGAGCUAUAAUUUGUUAUUUUUUGUUACAUUUGGACACUCGUCUCAAUAUAUUUGUGUGAUCGAAGAGCUGAAAGUACCUUGUGAAAUAAUACAUCAAUACUUAAGUUGGAACUUGGAAUAAUUAUUUUUUAAAAUAAGGUUAAUUGAAUUUAAAUUUAUAAAAGUGUCAAUAAGAAGUUUAAAAAAAUUAUUAUUAAAUCACUUAACAAAUUUCACGAAAGGAUCAGAUUAAGAAUUUGUUGGAGGAUCAAAAGUAUUUCUCCUAUUUUCUUCUAGUUACUAUUGCAAAGAUAUGGGCCCAAAAUUAACUACUUCAGUUAGGCUUUGGACUUAUUUGCAUGAGAAAGGAAGUUUAUGGCCAAUUAUUUAAUUAGCCCGUCAACCAUGAAAUUUAUGGGUCUUUAUUCUUCACUGGUCCA